AUGGGAAUUGGCAUCGAUAAUGCUGCAGUAAUGGUUGGCAUUAAUAAUGGGGUGUAUGCAAUAUUGAAAAAAGAAAUACCAAAUCUUAUACUUGUACGACGUGUAUGUCAUUCCUUGCAGUCAGCAGUAACUGCAGCAUCAACUGAGAGUUUGCCUAAAAAUUUAGAAUUUCUGAUAAGAGAGACUUAUGACUGGUUUGCAAGGUCAUACUCUAGACAACAAAAAUACAAAGCAUUAUAUAAUGCAAUUAAUGAUGGUCAAUACCCCCCUGAAAAUUGUACAAGCUUAUCAGACACGCUGGAUGUCUAUAGAAUCAGUUGUUUGUAG
Messenger RNA from Psylliodes chrysocephalus, 327 nucleotides. NCBI's taxonomy places the organism in Eukaryota, Metazoa, Arthropoda, Insecta, Coleoptera, Chrysomelidae. The record is from the annotation of a GenBank genome assembly.